This is a messenger RNA of Funneliformis mosseae, 1497 nucleotides long. Lineage: Eukaryota; Fungi; Glomeromycota; Glomeromycetes; Glomerales; Glomeraceae. The record is from the annotation of a GenBank genome assembly.
AUGGAAGUUAUAACAGCAAUUUUCGUAUGCUUCCUGGCAAUUUUGAUCUAUCUCUUGAUAAAAUAUCCGGAUAGAUGUAUUGGUACAAAACCAAGGACAGAUCUUAAUGGUCCUAAAGGUUAUCCACUCAUUGGAAAUAUGUUAGAUAUUCACAAAGAUAAUAAAGGUCUCUUAAUGUUCAUGAACGAUACUUUAACAAAAUACGGUCCGAAUGCAACGUAUACGUUACCAGGCUUGGGUAGGAUUAUCACAAUUAAUAAUCCCGAAUGCAUCGAACACGUUUUGAAAACGAAUUUUGAGAACUAUCAUAAAUCGCCAAUCUUACAAAGUAUUCUUUAUGAUGUCUUGGGAGAUGGAAUUUUCAAUACUAAUGGUAACGCAUGGAAAAUGCAAAGAAAAUUAUCGACUCAUUUAUUUAACGGCAGAAAAUUUCGUGAGAUUAUUAGCGUCGUGUUUAAAGAAGAAACCGAGAAAGUAUUAAAUACCUUGGAUAAAUUGGCAAAGACUGGUGACACGUUUGAUUUACAAGAUUUAUUUUUUAAGUUUACAAUGGAUGCUUUCGGAAAAGUUACAUUCGGAUUGGACCUAAAAUGCUUGGAAAAUCCAAAAGAACCAGUAAAAUUUGCAACGGCAAUCGAUUUGGUGCAAAGAGUAAUGGACGAUCGAAUCAAUAAUCCUUUUUGGAAAUUCACAGAAUUAUUUACAGAAGAUGGUCGUAAAGUGCGUGAAGCGUGUGAUCAUUUAACAACUUUUGCUUAUGAUAUAAUUAAGAACCAUAGGAAAAAUCCGGAAGCAUUAAAUGACUCCAGAGAUAUCCUUAAUAUAUUUAUGAACGCACAACAUGAUAACGGAGAAAAAUUGUCCGAUAAGGAAUUAAGAGAUGUUGUAUUAAAUUUUAUCAUUGCUGGACGUGACACAACUGCACAAGCGCUCUCGUGGAUGAUGUAUAAUCUUAUGGUCGACCCUUCCGUUGAAGAAAAAUUAGUUAAAGAAGCUAAUUCUUUGCUCACGCCAGAAAAUCCAAUUUCAAGUUAUGACAAUACAAAACGUUUUCAAUAUAUGCUGGCAGUAUUUUACGAAACGCUUCGAUUACAUCCUGUAGUACCGAAAAAUUUGAAGGUAUGUCUUAAAGAUGAUGUGCUUCCCAAUGGCGUACCAAUUUAUGCCGGUGAGAUUGUUAAUUGGUCAACCUGGGCGAUGGGAAGAGAUGAAAGGAUAUGGGGGAGUGAUGCAAAGCAAUUUAUCCCCGAAAGAUUUUUAAAUUCUGAAGAUGGAUUGAAGCCAAAUCAAUAUAAAUUCAAUAGUUUUAAUUCUGGACCUAGAUUAUGUCUUGGGCAAAAUUUUGCCACAGUUGAAGCCAUAAUGUUAGCGACAGCUGUAUUAAGACAAUUUAAAUUUGAAAUGGUACCGGGACAAAAAUGUCCUCCUGAUUAUGUCCAUUCUGUAACUUUACCAAUGAAGAACCCUUUACUAGUUAAAGUUCAUUAUAGGGGAUGA